Messenger RNA from Daldinia childiae, 981 nucleotides. RefSeq lists its product as uncharacterized. The transcript has 2 exons. NCBI's taxonomy places the organism in Eukaryota, Fungi, Ascomycota, Sordariomycetes, Xylariales, Hypoxylaceae. Bases 1 to 981 code for a protein of 326 amino acids. The record is from RefSeq and is a predicted model, not a curated record.
AUGGCCCAUCAGGAAGUAGCCUACCGAACUUCUGCCAUGUCGAACGGAUCCUGGAAUCCCUCCCGCAGUGUGAUAUACUCGUCCGGGUGCGGUUCAGCAUACAGUCCGUCAGCCAAUGUGUCGAUGAUGGGGACCAGUGGUCCAGUCGGCCGGCACCAGUCUGCAUACUCUUCCUCGCCGGUUUACAUCUCGAGAGCGCAGUCCGGGCCGUAUGGAACUUCUUCCGGAGGAGCGUAUGGAUCGUACAAUAGCACAGGCUCGCAAGGUUGGGACGGACCGAGCAGAUACUCCCCAACGGAUUCUGUUGAUGAUAUUAUUGCGUCUCCCAGUUUAUCGGAUUAUGCCCUGGAUAAUAAUGGCGGAAGUUCUGCGCCAGCAGCAAAGUCUAAGAGCAGUGGUAAGGGUCGUCCUCAGAGACGACCCUCUAAUAGAGACGAGUUUGAUGGACCUCAUCAAUACCUAGCGAGGCCCCCGGCAGAUUAUGUGGCUAUGCAGGAAAGGGAGCUUCCUCAUCUCCCUACAAAUCUUUUGGUGCAAGAACAGGAUAGUGUCCUGACGCAAGUCAACGAUCGACUCUCGCAGUGCGCGUUCGACUUUGUUGCAAAAUACCAGUUUCCAAUUCCUUUGACCCAGGAUAUGAGGCCAGUCGAGAGACCACAUGAUAGAGAAUGGACCGAAUGGGUUUACUUACUCAAGCGCCUCGCGACUAAGAGGCGAAUCCCGGCCCGGGUCCUUUAUAACGGACAGAUUAAGCAGUUUGUGACAAUCCUGGAAAAUUCGUUGGAGAUGCGGCAUGCUGCGAAGCAUCAGUCCCGCCCGCUAAAGGAUGACCGGAAUAUCCUCCAACUAAUCAGUGCCGGUAUCCAGGUUGCGAAGAUUCUUAAGGACGCAGCCGCGAUGGAUUACCUGGACAGACUAUACGUUUCAACCGAGCAACAGAUUCAGGAGCGAAGCGCUGCGGCGUCAGCACGUUUCCGCUGA